Molecule: messenger RNA, 1660 nt
Organism: Jatropha curcas
Lineage: Eukaryota; Viridiplantae; Streptophyta; Magnoliopsida; Malpighiales; Euphorbiaceae
Product: lipase-like
Biological process (GO): lipid metabolic process
Source: RefSeq, a predicted model, not a curated record
GAAAUAUAAAGCCAGCAAACGCAAUUUUAUUUUCUUUCCAGUUUCUAAUUUCUACUUCCCUUACUCCACGUUUCCUUUUCAUAUCAAUUAUUUCCCUCUCCUUUAUCAUCAUGUCAAUGUAGUCUAUCCAACGACCUGUAUGUGUUUAUAUACAGCAGGACUUGAAAGGGACAGUUGCAAAUCAAUCGGUGCUGUACAGCCGCCGGAGGGAAAACCAACUCGUGCCUCAUAUCGGAGUUGUGAGAUCUGUGGCCUUACCGCAGCAGAUUCACUUCGGUAUCAUUACAUAAGUUUUAAUAUGCGGCACGGAAGGCGUUUGAUAUUAGCAAUUCUUUUUGUUUGUCUAUUUGGAUUCUCCUGUUCAAGAGAACUCAAGGUCAAAACCAAGCGUAUAGAUCAUCGUCCCAUUUACAAUCAUACCCUUGCUACAAUAUUAGUGGAAUAUGCUUCUGCAGUUUAUAUGUCAGAUUUGACAGAAUUGUUUUCUUGGACAUGCUCAAGAUGUGAUGACUUAACAAAGGGAUUUGAGAUAAUAGAGCUGAUUGUUGACAUUCAGCACUGCUUACAGUCAUUUGUUGGUGUGGCCAAGAAUCUUAAUGCUAUAGUUAUUGCAUUUCGAGGAACUCAGGAACACAGCAUACAGAAUUGGGUUGAAGACUUAUUCUGGAAACAACUUGAUCUAAACUACCCUGGCAUGCCUGAUGCAAUGGUGCACCAUGGAUUUUAUUCUGCUUAUCAUAAUACAACAUUACGCCCUGGAAUUCUAAAUGCUGUCAAAAGAGCAAAGGAUUAUUAUGGAGAUCUUGACAUCAUGGUGACAGGGCAUUCAAUGGGAGGGGCUAUGGCUUCCUUUUGUGGACUUGAUCUAACAGUUAACCAUGAAGCCAAGAAUGUUCUGGUUAUGACCUUUGGACAACCUCGCAUUGGCAAUGCUGUCUUUGCAUCUUACUAUAGCCGACUCGUGCCAAACAGUAUCCGCAUCACAAAUAACCAUGAUAUUGUACCUCAUUUGCCUCCAUACUAUAGUUAUUUCCCUCAAAAGACAUACCACCAUUUCCCAAGAGAGGUGUGGCUGUAUAGCAUUGGAUUGGGAAGUCUGGUCUAUAAUGUGGAGAAGGUCUGUGAUGGUUCUGGUGAAGACCCAGCUUGUAGCAGGUCAGUAAGUGGAACCAGCAUUUCAGAUCAUUUAAAUUAUUAUGGCAUUGAUUUAAUGGGAGAAACAUGGAGAUCUUGUGGGAUUGUGAUGGAUUCUUUUGUGAAGGAAUAUGGCAAAACAGAUCUGGAUGGAAAUUUUGCUUUAUCCAGAAAUCCUGCGACUCCUAUUCUGAAACUGAAAACAGAGGUGGAUGAUGGAGGUAACCGUGUUUAGAACAUUAGUCAGGAUCAGGAUUGAUUUCUGAUGUGGAUUUUCUUACCAACCAGAGAUAAUAUUCUUUAUCUGUUUGGAGUUCAUCUGGGAAGAUUUAGCUUGUGAAUACUGUUGUAAGCCUGGUUGGAGAGGGAAAAUUGUGUACAGAAGUUAACAUGUACAGUUUCAACUUUGUAAUAUCUUAAAAUAAUACCCUAUUGUUGAAACCAUCUCUAAGUUGGAAAUUACACAUGUAUUCUGUUGUAAGUUCUGAAAUAUGAGUUGGUUGGGUGUGAUCAUUUCAUUGGUGCU